AAAAAAAAUGACAUUUAUAGACUUAUUACUCUUUUGCCUUAUUCCCUUUCUCUUCAUUUUCCUCAUCAAAUUCCAAAAAACAAGAAAAAACCCCAUUUCAUCAAAUACUAAAAUACCAAAAUCAUAUCCUAUUAUUGGUUCUUAUUUUUCCAUAUUAGCAAAUCAAGAACAAAGAGUUCAAUGGAUAUCUGAUAUUAUCCUUAGCACCCCUAAACUUACUUUUACUCUAAUUCGACCCCUCAAUUUCCACACAAUUUUCACUGCUAAUCCAUCUAAUGUUCAACACAUUCUCAAAACAAACUUCCCUGUUUACCAAAAAGGCCAUAAUUCAAAUUCUACUCUUGCUGAUUUCCUUAGUAAUGGUAUUUUCAACGUCGAUGGCGAUAUAUGGAAGUAUCAACGACAAGUUGCUAGCCACGAAUUCAACACUAGAUCAUUACGAAAAUUCGUUGAAUCUGUAGUUGAUAUUGAGGUCUCGGAACGUUUAAUUCCCAUACUCGCUAAUGCUGCUGCUGAGAAAAAAGUUGUUGAUAUUCAAGACAUUUUACAAAGAUUUGCAUUUGAUAACAUUUGUAAAAUUGCAUUUGGAUAUGAUCCAGAGUAUUUGUUACCAAACCUGCCUGAAGCAGAAUUCGCGGUAGCAUUUGAAGAUUGCGUUAGAUUAAGUAGUGAAAGAUUCAUUCUUCCAUUUCCGUUGAUUUGGAAAAUUAAACGUGUUUUCGGUAUUGGUUCUGAGAAGAAAUUACGAAUUGCAGUUGAAAAAGUACGUGAAUUCGCGAAAAAACUAGUGAGGGAGAAACAGAGGGAGUUGAAUGAGAAGUCAUCAUUGGAUUCAGCAGAUUUGUUGUCGAGAUUUUUGAGUACUGGUCAUUCUGAUGAAGAUUUCGUUGUUGAUAUAGUGAUAAGUUUUAUUUUGGCAGGACGUGACACGACUUCAGCUGCAUUGACAUGGUUUUUCUGGUUGAUUUCGAAGAAUCCAGAGGCGGAAUCUGAAAUAUUAAAAGAAAUUGGGGAAAAAGAAGAAGAUGUUUUAAUGCGAUAUGAUGAAGUAAAAAACAUGAUGUAUACUCAUGCUUCACUUUGUGAAAGCAUGAGAUUUUAUCCUCCGGUACCAAUGGAUUCGAAAGAAGCAGUUAAAGAUGAUGUAUUGCCUGAUGGUACAUUUGUGAAGAAGGGGACGAGGGUUACUUAUCAUCCUUACGCAAUGGGAAGAUCAGAGGAGAUUUGGGGGGAAGAUUGGGCGGAAUUCAAGCCAGAGAGAUGGUUGAAUAAGGAUGAAGUGACGGGGAAUUGGAUGUUUGUUGGAAAAGAUGCAUUCACUUAUCCUGUUUUUCAAGCAGGACCGCGAGUUUGUUUAGGGAAAGAAAUGGCGUUUUUGCAAAUGAAGAGGGUGGUGGCUGGUGUUUUGCAGCGGUUUAAGGUGGUUCCGGUGGUGGAGAAAGGGGUGGAGCCGAUGUUUAUAUCGUAUUUGACGGCCAAGAUGAAAGGAGGUUUCCCUGUUACUAUUGAGGAAAGGAUGUAGGAGUAGUAGUCUCAUGAACAAAAUGUGAAAAAACAAGUUUAUUGCGUGUGUUUUUAGAUUAUUUGCUUUUUGAUAAUUGAUUUGUAGUAAUGAUUGAUGAGUAUAUUGUUUUUCUAAUAA
Messenger RNA from Solanum verrucosum, 1642 nucleotides. RefSeq names its product cytochrome P450 94A1-like. Gene Ontology annotation, molecular function: oxidoreductase activity, acting on paired donors, with incorporation or reduction of molecular oxygen; monooxygenase activity; iron ion binding. Lineage: Eukaryota; Viridiplantae; Streptophyta; Magnoliopsida; Solanales; Solanaceae. The transcript has a single exon. The record is from RefSeq and is a predicted model, not a curated record. Bases 8 to 1522 code for a protein of 504 amino acids.